Hemiscyllium ocellatum (epaulette shark) is the source of this 2149-nucleotide messenger RNA. Its product is annotated as zinc-binding protein A33-like. The transcript is spliced from 6 exons. Bases 167 to 1699 code for a protein of 510 amino acids. Gene Ontology annotation, molecular function: protein binding; zinc ion binding. The record is from RefSeq and is a predicted model, not a curated record. NCBI's taxonomy places the organism in Eukaryota, Metazoa, Chordata, Chondrichthyes, Orectolobiformes, Hemiscylliidae.
CACAAAAGAGGAAAUACCCAGCCAUCAGUGCUUCAUGCUAUCAGCUCCCUUCCUGUGUCGACUGAAGGGGAAGGGAUUGUGAGAGUCCACGGGGAUAUUGUGUACACCCACCUUGAUGACUGUGUAGAGAGUGAGGGGAUCGACUCUGAAGGUGCAACCUCAAGAGAUGGCCCUCAGCAAACCGGUCUUCAGCCUGAUGGAGGACCUGACCUGCUCCAUCUGCCUGUCCCUGUUUGUGGAGCCGGUGCGGCUGAGCUGCGAGCACAAUUUCUGCAAGUCCUGCAUCCAGAGGUGCUGGGGGAAGCAGCGCAAAGCGGCGUGCUGCCCGGAGUGUCGCGCUGUGGCCCCCAGCAGAGGCUACACCAGCAACAGGGUGUUGGCCAAUCUCUGUGAGAAAGCCCGGCAGCUGGAGCUGAACCCGGCUCUGCAGCAGGAAGGGGGUCCCCGCUGUCUGGAACACGAUGAGAAGCUGAAGCUGUUCUGUGAGGACGACCACGCUCUGAUCUGUGUCAUUUGUCGAGAUUCCCCCGCACACUCAGGCCACAGCUUCCUGCCUGUCACUGAUGCAGUGAGAAAGUACAAGGAUCAGUUGAAAGCAUCUUUGGAUUCCAUGGAGAAUGAAAAGGAACGUAAAAGUGAAUUAAAGCGACAACUGCAGAGAGAGAUUUCCGAACUGCAUCAACUCACCGGAUCCCUGGAGAAGGACAUCUCUGCACAGUUUUUCAAAAUCCAUCAAUAUCUCGAAGACAAAGAGAAAUGUUUAAUCGAAGAGCUGAGGCAAAAGAAGGAGGAAGAUCUGCGACCAAUGGAGAAGAACCUGAAAAGAAUCGAAGAGGAACUAACUUCGCUAGAGGAGGGGAUAUCGAACCUUUCUAUAGACAUCAAACAGCAAGACAAUAUCGCUUUUCUCAAGGAAGCAAAGAGAUUGGGAGAAAGAUAUCUGUCCAAGAAGGAGGACAGCGAAGAUGCAGAGAGCAGUGAAGCUGAAGAAGAUAACAAUAAAAGCCAGGAUUCUGAGGAUGAUGAAGGAGAAGGAAGUGAAUGCUCAGCAGAAGAAGAAAAAGAGACGCCUCUGUAUUCAAGAAGGAAAUACACAGGAUUCCGGGGCCCGUUGCUCUACACAGUGUGGAAGCAAAUGAAACAGAUGAUCUCUCCGGCCCCAGCCUCACUGACCCUGGACCCAAACACUGCGCACCGUAAUCUCAUCCUGUCUGAGGAUCUGACCAGUGUGAGACACAGUGACAGGGAAUUGCAGCUUCCUGACAACCCAGAGAGAUUUGACAGGGCUCCAUGUGUUCUGGGGUCACAGGGAUUCACAUCAGGGGAACACUACUGGGAGGUGGAGGUGGGGGAGAAGGCUGAGUGGGACGUGGGUGUGACUAAAGAGUCUGCAAAUAGGAAGGGAAAGAUAACACUGGGACCGAGGAGUGGGUACUGGGCAGUGUGGCUAAUAAAUGGGGAUGAAUAUGAAGCCACUGAAAGCUCACUAGUCACCCUGACUCCAACUGUGAAACCCAGGAGCAUUGGAGUUUACCUGGACUAUGAGGGCGGACUGGUGACCUUUUACAAUGCUGAUGACAUGUCCGUUCUCUACACCUUCACUGACACAUUCACCGAGAAACUCUUCCCUUAUUUCUGUCCAGGGUUCUUCGAAGAGGGUAAAAAUGAUGUUCCUCUUCAACUGUGUCAUUUCAAAUAAUAGAUUCCUAAACUGGUGGCUCUGAGUAAUUCUCCCUCAUUGGCGGAUGGAGGGGAGGACAUAAAGUGAAAUGUGACCUCAGCCCUCAGUGUAUGUCAUACAUAUGUCUGAUGGUGACUUAUGAGUUUGUCUGUGUUUCUACCUUGUGGUACCUUAAAAAACCUGAUUGAAACUGUGUGUAGUCUGGCUGGGUGUGAGGUGGGCAAACCAGGAGUCAGGUGGGAUCAGGCGGAAAGUGUUUUGCCUCUUCUGCUUUUCCUGCCAGGAGGGUCAGGAAUUUAACCCAAGGAAUCAGCCUGCAUCUUCAGAAAGGGGAAUGAUUUUGGGAAUCCGAAUCUUUGUUUUGUGCUGUUUGAACAAUUGUAAGCCGCGCAUCACUUGUGGGUGGUGUUCGGUUCUGAUGUAAUAUUUUCCUAAUAUACAAUACAUUUUUUGACAUAUGUAUGAAGA